UGGUCCCACACCAAGUACGUGGAGAUGUUUGUCGUGGUUGACAACAGGCGGUUCCAAAUGUGGAAUAGCAACGUGACCAAGACAGUGCAGAUGGUGAUGGACGCCCUUGCCCACGUUAACACCUACAGCCAGGCAAUCCACGUCCAGGUGGUCCUGGUAGGUUUGGAGAUCUGGACGGAGAGGGACCAGGUGGGGAUUUCUGGGGACCUGCGGGAAGUGCUGCAGAAUUUCAACCACUGGAGAGGAGAGGAGCUGGUCAGUCGGGCAAAGCACGAUGUUGCCCAUCUCAUAGUAGGCUACGAUCCAGGAGAGUACACGGGGGAAGCAUUUCUCAAUGGGGCCUGUGUGUCUGAGCUUUCAGCAGGAGUCGAAUCUUUCUGUCAUGAAGAUGCUACUGUCUUUGCAAUGCUCAUGGUCCACGAGCUGGGCCAUAACCUUGGCAUGAGGCACGACCACCCGUCUUGCGUGUGUCCUGACCAGCCCUCCUGCAUCAUGCUUGGAACUGUCAACUCUGAGAGUAGUUUCAGCAACUGUAGCUUCGAGGAUUUCUACGAAUUCCUGCGCCAGCACAAAGGGUCCUGCCUGUAUGACGAGCCGGUGCCCAGGGGCCGGGUGGGGAAGCCCUUCUGCGGGGACCACGUAGUAGACGGAGGGGAAGAGUGUGACUGUGGCAGCCCCCAUGAGUGUGUGAAGGACCCGUGCUGCCUGCCCUCGUGCCAGAUGAGGCAGGGCUCAGACUGUGGUUUUGGAGCAUGCUGCAGAGAGUGCAAGUUUCUGAAGUCAGCCACGCCCUGUCGUCCCAGCGUGGAUGAGUGUGACCUCCCCGAAUACUGUAACGGCAGCUCCAUGUGGUGCCAGCCUGACACCUACAAGCAAGAUGGCACCCCGUGCAGUGGCGGAGGUCACUGCUACCGGGGGCGGUGUAGGAGCCUUCAGAGCCACUGUGUGGAGGUGUUUGGCGAGGGCUCCAGAGGUGCCCGGCAGAGCUGUUACCACCAUCUGAACAGCCAGGGGGACAGGUUUGGGAACUGUGGCAGUGGCCAGAAAGGGCUACACAAGGCGUUUGUCAAGUGUGAGCCCGAGGAUGUCAUGUGUGGGAAGCUGCUGUGUGAGGACAUCCUGAGGUUGCCCCAAACGAGGAACCACCACACUCUCAUCCAGAUCCCCCUGGAAGACACGUGGUGCUGGGGGGUGGACCUCUUUGAGGAUGUGGAUCUCCCUGACGGAGGGGCCGUGAAGGCAGGCACCUCGUGUGGCCCCCAGAAGAUCUGUCUCAACCGCACAUGCUCUGACGUGCAGGUGCUGCAGUAUGACUGCGAGCCAGAGGCCAUGUGUCAUGGCAGAGGGGUCUGCAACAACCUCAAGCAUUGUCACUGUGAUGAU
Vombatus ursinus (common wombat) is the source of this 1383-nucleotide messenger RNA. Its product is annotated as disintegrin and metalloproteinase domain-containing protein 1a-like. Gene Ontology annotation, cellular component: sperm head plasma membrane; plasma membrane; external side of plasma membrane. Gene Ontology annotation, molecular function: metalloendopeptidase activity. Gene Ontology annotation, biological process: male gonad development; binding of sperm to zona pellucida; proteolysis. The transcript has a single exon. The record is from RefSeq and is a predicted model, not a curated record. The annotation marks the transcript as partial. Lineage: Eukaryota; Metazoa; Chordata; Mammalia; Diprotodontia; Vombatidae.